UUGCAAAUUAGGAGAGCAGAUAGAUAAGCAUACGCAACGCAAGAAUAGAGAACUGCGUAGCGACCCAUCAGAGAAGAUCGCGAUCUUCUGAAACAUGUCUGGGGAAGAGGAAGAAAACGCCGCAGAGCUCAAAAUUGGAGACGAGUUUUUGAAGGCAAAGUGCUUAAUGAACUGUGAAGUUGCAUUGAUUCUUGAGCACAAGUAUGAGCAGCUUCAACAGACAUCCGAUGAUCCCAUGAAUCAAGUUUCUCAGGUAUUUGAAAAGUCACUGCAGUAUGUGAAGCGCUUCAGCCGCUAUAAAAAUCCCGAUGCUGUUAGACAAGUUCGAGAAAUUCUCGCCAGAUAUGAAUUGGCUGAGUUUGAGUUGUGUGUCCUUGGCAACCUUUGCCCAGAAACUGUGGAGGAAGCUAUUGCUAUGGUUCCAUCUAUCAAGUCAAGAGGACGGGCUCAGGAUGAUGAAGCAAUCGAGAAAAUGUUAAAUGACCUGUCGUUGAUUAAGAAAUUUGAAUAAAUACGUCAAAGUGUGUGAUAUAACUGACAUAUCACUUGACUGCAAGCAAACAUUCUUGUGGUUUGUAUUACAAAAACGCUUGGUAAUUAUAUUUAGUUCAUUUUGUGACUGUUAUCGAGUAGGAUUUUGACACAUGCGAACUGGUGUAUGAAAGUGCUUUUGACCUGUUAUGAUGAUUAUGCGAAUGUGAUUAUUGUCUUACUA
Glycine soja is the source of this 715-nucleotide messenger RNA. RefSeq names its product DNA-directed RNA polymerase II subunit 4-like. The record is from RefSeq and is a predicted model, not a curated record. Gene Ontology annotation, molecular function: translation initiation factor binding; nucleotide binding. The transcript is spliced from 6 exons. Lineage: Eukaryota; Viridiplantae; Streptophyta; Magnoliopsida; Fabales; Fabaceae. Gene Ontology annotation, cellular component: P-body; RNA polymerase II, core complex. Bases 95 to 511 code for a protein of 138 amino acids. Gene Ontology annotation, biological process: nuclear-transcribed mRNA catabolic process, deadenylation-dependent decay; transcription initiation at RNA polymerase II promoter; mRNA export from nucleus in response to heat stress.